GAUGUGCGCGUUUGAAGUGCUUUGCUGGUGAAGACAAGGGGGAUCGAGUCUCGACCUACGGUUCCCUCUCUGCCAGUCGGAUCAAAAAAUGAAAUUCCUGAUUUGUGUGGUAGCAGUCGCCUUGGCGGUGGGAUCUGCGCACGGAGGUGCAAAGUUUGACGAGCCGUGUGCAGGCCUGGACUGUAGCGGAGGAUGUAGGUGCAAUCCAGAGAAAGGCAGCAGGGGUCGUCCUGGGCCUCUCGGUGAAGUUGGACAGAGCGGACCGGAGGGGCCCCGUGGCAGCGUGGGGCCUUCAGGGCCUAAAGGAGAGAAGGGCCACGUCGGACUGAAAGGACCAUCUGGCCCCAAAGGAGACAAAGGACCGAUGGGAGUUCCCGGGUUCCAAGGAACUGAUGGCGUACCUGGUCACCCUGGUGCGGAGGGCGGCAGAGGAUUACCAGGACUGGACGGUUGUAACGGGACCAGAGGAGAGCCAGGAGACCCUGGAUACGAGACAGGAGCGUCUGGAUACCCUGGACCUGCUGGGCCUAGUGGGCCAAAGGGUCAGAAAGGAGAGCCUCGAUACAUCUCGGAUAACGGCAUCACGAGUUAUCCAGGUGUACCAGGACCGGACGGUGCACCUGGUAUCAGAGGUCCUGAUGGUCCGUCUGGUUUUCCUGGUCCGAGAGGGCCUGAGGGAUACACUGGCCCGCCUGGUCCUCCCGGUCCCCCAGGGCUGAUGGGGAGCCGCAGUGACGGAUAUCAAGGAGAAAAAGGAGACAAGGGCGACGUGGGUCUUCCCGGACCCAGUGGUACUCCCGGCGACGGGUCGCUAAGAAGCGAACAAACUCUCACUAUCUACAAAGGAGAUAAGGGAGAACCUGGACCAAAGGGAAUCAGAGGAUUCCCUGGCAACCCUGGCCGACCUGGACCUUUCGGUUAUCGUGGUGAAUACGGAGAAAAGGGCAUUCCUGGAUACCCCGGGGCAAGAGGUCCUCCAGGUUUUAACGGCCCCCCUGGUGCUACAGGACAACAGGGAUACAGCGGUAACCCAGGUUUCCCCGGGCAACCAGGAUACAUAGGACCGAAGGGAGACCAGGGAGAGCCCGGACUGCCAGGACCUCCCGCUUACGUUAAUGGGUUGGCCACCUCUGUUCAAGGACUCCCGGGUGAUCCAGGUCUCGGCGGCUUGCCCGGUUCCCCAGGUGACCAGGGAGCUCCAGGGUUCCCAGGACCACCGGGCCCACCAGGACAACUGUUGGAUCCCACAUAUGGAGGUCGUCCAGGCUCCUCAGGUUUCCCCGGGACCCCAGGCCCAAAGGGAGAGAAGGGGAGCCAGGGCAUACCAGGCUACGGCACUGAAGGAAUCCAAGGCUCCCCAGGACUCCCCGGACCCGUCGGGCUUCCUGGACUUCCGGGCCCCUCUAGGUCGACCGAUCCCUGCGUCAUCUAUCCACCGUACCCAGUUACCCCCGGUGUCCCCACCAGCUACCCUGGACCGCCUGGGGCACCUGGCCCAAGAGGACCGCCGGGGAACACAGGAUACAAAGGCUUCAGAGGGGAUCCCGGCGACUGUGCCUGCCUGGGAGGGGGCUCCUCGGUUUUGCCCGGCCUACCCGGAGCCCCCGGAACCAACGGCAGCCCUGGCUUCCCUGGACGUAAGGGUGAGCCUGGUGAUGCCGGUUCACCCGGCUUUAAUGGCGUCCAAGGACCUCCUGGUCGAAGCGGUGAAACGGGUUUCUUUGGCCGUAAGGGAGAGAAGGGGGCACCUUACUACCCCAACCAGGGUUUGGGGGUGAAAGGAGAGCUCGGAGCUACCGGGCCCAGAGGACCUACAGGUGAAACUGGAAAACCUGGCAGAGACGGACUGCCUGGCUUCCCCGGAGCCCCCGGGCCCCCAGGUGACGCUGGCUACGGCACAGUUGGAGAGAAAGGUUUCCCAGGGUUCCCGGGGUCUAAGGGUCGUCCCGGCGGCACUGGCGAGCCCGGCAUUGGCUACGUCGGAACCCCAGGCUUUCGCGGAGAGCCUGGAGAGCCCGGUAUUCCUGGGUUGCCAGGGCAACCAGGUUUACCUGGACCGAGAGGUGAAAACAGCUGUGGAGGGGUUAAUGACGUCGGAGAGGGAACGGGCCAAGUGCUACCUUGCACCAUACCUGGUGAGGACGGAGACCCCGGUUACCCCGGUUUACCUGGACGGCCAGGCCCUAAAGGUCAGCCAGGUUUUCCAGGAGAUUCAGGACGUCCAGGGUUUGAUGGUGCCAAAGGAGAGAGAGGAGAGCCCGGUUCUGGAGGCCGACCUGGACCUCAAGGUUUCCCUGGACCCAGAGGGGAUUCUGGAGCUCCCGGUAUCCCAGGACAGGGCUUUGAUGGAGGCAGGGGGAAGGAUGGUCUUCCAGGGCGUCCUGGAGCCAAAGGCCAGCCCGGAGAGGUACUGGGAGCCACACCUGGUGCUCCAGGACAGGACGGCUUACCAGGAAUAACUGGAGACAAAGGCCAGCCAGGGACACCUGGAGGACCUGGCUCACCUGGUUUUGACGGACGCUCCGGUGUCCCCGGACUAAAGGGAGAGCGCGGCGUUGACGGUCUUCCCGGUUUCCCCGGCCUUCCUGGACUUCCAGGUGAGCCGACCGGCGGCAUUCCCGGUCGGCCCGGAGCUCCUGGCAGCAAGGGACUGAGCGGAUCACCAGGUUUCCCCGGUCGGAAGGGAGACAGAGGAGAUCCAGGAUUCCCAGGCCCUGCUGGGAUGAAGGGAACCCCAGGACAGCCCGGCACCCCUGGGUCACCAGGGGCAAGGGGACCCCCCGGACCUCCAGGACCAGGAACUAGAGAGGGGAUCCCAGGAAUACCAGGAACGAAGGGUGAAAGAGGUUUCCCAGGUCUGAUGGGUUUCCCUGGACUACCAGGGCGUCCUGGUACUCCAGGAUUUACUGGAGGAAAAGGACUGCCUGGGGGGCCUGGAAGAGACGGACUUCCCGGUGGACCCGGAUACCCCGGACUGAAAGGUGACAGAGGAUACCCCGGCCCUCCUGGCUUGCCCGCGGUUGUCAUUCCAUCGCUGUUUGUGGAGAAAGGAGACCCCGGAAACCCUGGAGGCAACGGCCUUCCUGGCUUCCCCGGACCCAGAGGUGACAAGGGUUUCCCAGGUCUGCCUGGUCGUCAGGGUCUGCCUGGACUUCCUGGUUUUGCUGAGCAGAGUAAAGGACAGCCGGGACAGCCUGGUUAUCCCGGGACGCCGGGAUCUCCGGGCUUCCCCGGACCGAAGGGAGAGGCUGGAAUCAUGGGAUUCCCCGGCAUAUCUGGAGCAGGGGGUGAUGACGGCUCACCUGGUUACCCUGGUAAUCCUGGAGAAUCCGGCCGACCUGGUUCCAAAGGUAUACCUGGAGAUAGCUUUGGUUAUCCUGGAGGCCCAGGAGCUAAAGGCCAGCAAGGAGAUUCAGGUUUCCCAGGUGGUUCGGGUAGGGACGGCGCCCGUGGUGACAACGGCUUUCCCGGAAGUCCAGGUUUCCCUGGAGGAAAGGGAGCUCCUGGUGAAGCAGGACGGCCUGGAUUAAUGGGCUCCCCUGGUUUCCCCGGUCCAAAGGGUCAGUCCGGCUUCCCAGGUAGAAGAGGAGGAGAUGGCACUCCUGGUUUCCCUGGAGGUCCUGGAGGACCUGGAGCUAAAGGUUUGCCUGGAUCUCCUGGUUUGGAUGGACUCAAUGGCCUUGGUGGACCUAAAGGUCUCCCUGGAACCCCAGGUGGAAGUAUAGGAGGUCGCCCAGGUGCCCCUGGAAUUCCAGGGUUGAAGGGAGAGAGAGGCGUCUCCUACCCAGGAUCUCCAGGCUACCCCGGACCGAAGGGAGAGAGAGGACAGUCAGGUGGUCCUGGACUCACAGGGUUCCCUGGUCUGCCCGGACCUCGUGGUGAGUCUGUGGGGUCAGAUGUUCCUGGACCUCUGGGAGACCCCGGCCUCCCUGGACUGGAUGGAGAGUAUGGUUUCCAAGGUCCUCCAGGUCCACCCGGGCCGCCCGGUCCAGGCACAGCCCAGGGAGACAGAGGUGACCCUGGGCUCCCGGGCUUCCCUGGCUCCCCUGGGAGGAAAGGAGAUUCAGGAGGCCCCGGAGGCUCGGGAAGCCCCGGCUACCCCGGUGCCAAAGGAGCACGAGGUGAGACUGGUUUCAGCGGAGGUCCUGGUCUGAAGGGUUUCUCAGGUGACCCUGGUUACUAUGGAUUCAAGGGAGCCAAGGGAUUACAAGGGCGUCCCGGUCGUAAGGGUUUCCCUGGAAUCACGCUGCCUACACUACCGGGAAACAUCACGCGAUUCUUCGGAGAAGUUGGUUUCCCCGGUGAAAACGGAGCCACUGGCGUUAUUGGAGAAUCCGGUCAGCCUGGAGGCCCAGGACGUCCAGGUGCUAAAGGUCGUCCUGGCGCUGUGGGUAAACUGGGCAGGACUGGAUCUCCUGGUCUGGUUGGAUCUGUUGGUGACUCUGGACCCCCUGGUUUCCCUGGACCUACUGGAGAGCAAGGUCUUCCCGGUACGGUCGGUCGUCCCGGCAUUCCCGGCGGCGUCGGGCGCAGUCACAGCAUCGGCUACACCCUGGUGAAGCACAGCCAGAACGCCCAGGUUCCCAUGUGUCCUCAGGGCAUGGCCAAACUGUGGGACGGAUACAGCCUGCUGUACGUGGAGGGACAGGAGAAGGCACACAACCAGGAUCUCGGUCAGCCGGGGUCAUGCCUCCCGAGGUUCAGCACCAUCCCCUUCCUCUACUGCUCCCCCAACGAGGUCUGCUACUACGCCAGCCGCAACGACAAAUCCUACUGGCUCUCCACAACCGCACCCAUACCCAUGAUGCCUGUGGCCGAGCAGCAGAUACAAUCUUAUAUCAGCAGGUGUUCGGUUUGUGAGGCUCCAUCUCAGGCCGUGGCGGUCCACAGUCAGGACAUGACCAUCCCCACCUGCCCCCCCGGCUGGAGGAGUCUCUGGAUAGGAUACUCCUUCCUGAUGCACACGGCGGCCGGCGCUGAGGGCGGCGGUCAGUCCCUGGUGUCCCCCGGCUCCUGCCUGGAGGAUUUCCGUGCGACGCCGUUCAUCGAGUGCAACGGGGCCAAGGGCUCCUGCCACUACUUUGCCAACAAGUACAGCUUCUGGCUCACCACCGUGGACCCCGGCCUGGAGUUCGUCUACUCGCCGACGCAGGAGACCCUGAAGGGAGGCCAGGAGCGCUCCAAAGUCAGCCGCUGCCAAGUCUGCAGCAAGCUCUUGUAGUAGGAGGAGGCGAAGGAUGGAGGAGCGGAGGGAUGGCGGGAGGGAAACAUCAGGAGGUGACACACUAACACUUCAGAGGGAGGUGUUGAGAGGUGUUGAUGAUGGAGGAUGAGAUGGUUUUAAAAAGCAAGAACAUGUGACUGACUGAAAAUGAGCUCCUCUCCUGCUUCACUGAUGGUUUCACAGCCGAGUCGAGCAACAUCGCCCCGUUUUCAGAGUGUUUUAUUUUUUAUCCCAUUUAGGAAUCAAUUGCUUAUCAAAAAAAAAAUAAAGAAGUGUUGGAGAUAGGAAAUGGAAAGAGAAGGGUUCUUCUCUCGAUUAUCACUGACAAUGGUGCUAUUGUUCUUUGUGUUGAUUAUUUUGUGUCUGUUUUCUCGUUACGGUUUUUGGCGAGAAUCAUUCUCGGCUACCUCGGAGAGUGCCACACCCUUGGGAUAGCACUGCCCCGCCGCGCACACGUCAGGGUGGACAUCUGCUCCAGAUAAGUCAGAUCAGAGAGUGAGGUCAGAUAUUGGUGUGACUCAAAGUUGGUUGAAUCUAAGAUCUUAACAGUGGGUGUUUAACGUUCUUUUCUGAGCUGGUUUAACUGAAGUAGAUGGUACAAACACACAAACACAUGCACACGCACACGCACACACACAUUAUUUCUUUUUUUUGUGAAAUGGCCACCGUAAAACUUUGCUUCUUUUGUAUUUACUGCCGGCUUCAACCAGUGUAACUGCAGUUAUUUUACAGAUUAUGUUAUGUUAGAAGCUGUCGCCACAGUCGUAUCCUUUGUACUGACGACUUUUGUAUGUUUUGCUUGAAUAGCAACAGUGUAUGGGUUGUCAUUCAUGUCACCAUGGGUGUGAAAAUCAAGUUGCAGAGACUCGAGACUUGCUUGAGGUAAAGAAAAGCAUUACAGUCGACAUAUACUGCACUGUAUUAUUGUCAUUUAAAGGAGCAAGUUUAGCUAUUGCUACAUUGCUAACGUUAGCAUUAACAGCUGUUUACUUACCAGUCUUACCGAGAGCUUCAGCCAUCGUUGCAUUUACCAGAGGUUCUUCAGGGCAGACCGGACGCUAUGGUGACUCGGUAUUGGAAAGUGCUCAUUGUUUUUUUUGUUUUUUUUAGGAUUAGCUGGUUAGC
Molecule: messenger RNA, 6349 nt
Organism: Seriola dumerili (greater amberjack)
Lineage: Eukaryota; Metazoa; Chordata; Actinopteri; Carangiformes; Carangidae
Gene: col4a6
Product: collagen type IV alpha 6 chain
Exons: 48
Coding region: 89-5221 (1710 amino acids)
Cellular component (GO): collagen trimer; basement membrane
Molecular function (GO): extracellular matrix structural constituent
Source: RefSeq, a predicted model, not a curated record